AUGGGUGUACGGACACAAAGAGAAAGCUUUUGGAUUCGAGGCUUCGUCCUGCUUUGUGCUUGUGGAUUGUCUGCGGCGCAGAUUUCGUACUCUGUCUCGGAGGAGGUUGAUAAGGGUACCUUUGUGGGGAAUAUUGCAAAGGAUCUGAACCUUAACGUGCAAGACUUGCAAUCGAGAGGACUUCGGGUUGUAUCAGGACACUCUAAGAGGUAUUUUGAAGUGAAUUUACAAACGGGUGUUCUUUAUGUCAGCGAUAGGAUAGACAGAGAGGAGCUCUGUCCUAAUGCAGUUAAGUGCUCUGUAAAUAUUGAGGCCGUACUGAGUAAUCCUAUGCAUCUUCACCGAAUCGAAAUAAAUAUUCUCGACAUAAACGAUCAUGCACCAGUUUUUCUAGAAAAAGCCCAUCGAUUGAAUAUCACUGAGGCGGCCUAUUCCGGUGAACGAUUCCCGUUACCCAUAGCAAAUGACGCGGAUGUAGGAUCUAACUCGCUUAAGAAUUACAAGCUUGCUCCUAAUGAAUUUUUCUCUCUUGAUGUUCAGAGCGGUGGUGAGCAAAGUGUAUCAGCCGAAUUAGUGCUUCAAAAACCUUUAGACCGAGAAAAACAACCCAAAGUCCAACUUAUGCUGACCGCUAUUGAUGGAGGUAAACCUCCAAAAACUGGGACUUUACAAAUACUUGUUAAUGUUGUAGACGUAAACGACAAUACUCCUGUAUUUAGCAAACCUCUGUAUAAAGUCCGUGUCAAUGAAAAUGUUCCUUUCGGUACUACCAUCAUCACACUGAAUGCUACAGAUUUGGAUGAGGGAGUUAAUUCUGAGCUGGUUUAUUCAUUAAUCGGGAGGGGGAGUACGAGCGCAUCUGACAUGUUUGCCAUACACUCGGCAACUGGAGAGAUUACUGUGAAGGGAAGUUUAGACUACGAAGAAACUGCUGCAUAUGAAAUCCGUGCUCAGGCAAUGGACCGUGGCCAUUCUCCUCGUAGCACGCACUGUAAAGUGUUAAUUGAGGUGGUCGAUCUAAAUGAUAAUUCGCCUGAAAUAGUAGUGACCUCGCUUAUGAGUCCUGUGAAAGAAAAUGCAGAAAUGGGAACAGUGGUUGCUCUGGUGACUGUAACUGAUAAAGAUAGUGGAAAGAAUGGUCAGACGAAGAUAGAGACCUCCGGUUCCGUUCCGUUUAAAUUAAAGUCAUCUUAUAAAAAUUAUUACUCAUUGGUUGUGGACGGCCCUUUAGACAGAGAGAGCACUUCUCAAUAUAACGUCACCCUCGUAGCUGCAGAUGAAGGAACCCCACCUCUCUCCAGCACCAGUGUCAUCACUGUGCAUGUCUCUGAUGUGAAUGAUAACGCGCCCCUUUUUCCAAAUCCCGUCAUUAAUGUUUACGUUAAAGAGAACAGUGAAGUUGGUGCCGUAAUUUACACCGUCUCCGCUUUCGAUUCGGAUGUUGAUGACAAUGCAAAGAUAUCAUAUUCAAUAUUAGAGGGAUCAACAAAAUCAUUUCCAGCUAAUUCGGCCAUUAACAUAAAUCAAGACACUGGAGAUAUUUAUGCAUUGCAGUCAUUCAAUUAUGAGGAAUUAAAAACACUGCAGUUAAGAAUUCAAGCCACAGAUGCUGGUGUCCCGUCCCUAAGUUCUAACGCCACCCUGAAUAUUUUCAUUCUUGAUGAGAAUGACAACAGCCCCGUGAUUCUCCCUCCCUAUUCAGAGCAUGGCUCUGUCAACACCGAAAAUGUACCUUAUUCUGCUGAAGCUGGCUACUUUGUGGCCAAGAUCAGGGCUGUAGACGCAGAUUCUGGAUAUAAUGCGCUGCUUUCUUACCACAUCUCUGAACCCAAAGGAAACAACCUCUUCCGAAUCGGAACCAGCAGCGGAGAAAUCAGGACUAAGAGGAGAAUGAGCGAUAAUGACCUGAAAGCUCACCCUUUGCUCAUUUUGGUCUCUGAUAAUGGAGAACCUUCUCUGUCAGCUACUGUUUCUAUUGAUGUGGUAGUGGCUGAAGCCAUUGGAGACAUAAAGACUCAAUUCAUGAAUGUCCCAGUCAAGGAUGAUACCUUUUCAGACUUAAAUCUCUAUUUACUGAUAGCAAUUGUCUCCGUGUCUGUGAUCUUUCUGCUGAGCCUCAUCAGCUUGAUAGCUGUAAAAUGCCACAAGACAGACAGCAAUUUUGAUGGAUACAACCCGCCAAUGAUCACCACACAUCCUGAUGGAACCUGGUCUUACUCCAAAUCUACACAGCAGUAUGACGUGUGUUUUAGCUCAGACACACUGAAGAGUGACGUAGUAGUCUUUCCCACACAAUAUCCACCUGCUGAUGCUGAGCUGAUCAGUAUUAAUAGUGGAGACACCUUUCAGCGAACACAAACACUCCCCAACACAGUAAAGGUAAGAAGUCCCUUUUAA
Messenger RNA from Sardina pilchardus (European sardine), 2397 nucleotides. Its product is annotated as protocadherin alpha-3-like. Gene Ontology annotation, cellular component: plasma membrane. Gene Ontology annotation, molecular function: calcium ion binding. Lineage: Eukaryota; Metazoa; Chordata; Actinopteri; Clupeiformes; Clupeidae. The transcript has a single exon. Gene Ontology annotation, biological process: homophilic cell-cell adhesion. Bases 1 to 2397 code for a protein of 798 amino acids. The record is from RefSeq and is a predicted model, not a curated record.